AUGUUCCCGAAUUCAUUCCAGUUUUAUUGUUCUUUCGACGUGGUGUUCACCAUUUAAUAGGACUUGUUAAAAUAGGACUUCGUGCAAUGCUUGUAGGGUCUGUUUGGUUGAUUUGUUUACCAUACUUUACUGUAUGGGUAUGGAGAUUUUAUUUUUGGAGUGGAGAGUACAUAGCAUAUAGAAUUAAUGGACAAUAUCCACCAUUUAGAGCAGAAAAUGGAAUAAAUAAUUCUACAAGAGAAGAAAAUCCAUUUUCAAUAUUAUAUUUAAAAAUAGCCAAAGGACUAUUAUGGUAUUUACCUCCUGAAGUGGAAAAUAUUAUAAAAGAAUUUGAUGAUGGUAUUAUAAAUGAAGAUAAUGAUAUUAUAAAUGAAGAUAAUGAUAUUAUAAAUGAAAAUGAUGAUAUUACAAAUGAAGAUGAUGAUAUUAUAAAUGAAAAUGAUGAUGUUAUAAAUGAAAAUGAUGAUAUUAUAAAGAUAUUAUAA
Entrophospora candida is the source of this 485-nucleotide messenger RNA. The record is from the annotation of a GenBank genome assembly. Lineage: Eukaryota; Fungi; Glomeromycota; Glomeromycetes; Entrophosporales; Entrophosporaceae.